AAAGAGCGUUUGUUGUCUUGGAAAGUUUGAAAUAGGGUUUCCAAAGCAGCAGUGCGUGAGCGCUGUCACUGGCUCGAACCCUCGGUACGCAUAAAAUGGCUGGUCGCAGGUUCGAGCGCAGUCAGUGUUUUGACCAAAAUAUGGGAAUAAUUCAAGUGUAUCUGACAUACCCACGAUUUGGAAGGAUAUGUCCCUCGGACAGAUACUUUUGGUCAUAUAAUGGCACGGGUUCGACUCGCGGUCUGGACCCCGAAGACAUCAAACGCAGUGUUUGGUUUUAUAUUUCUCUUCUUUAAACGAACCCCCGACGCUUAAUGGCGUCGAAUAUCCCCGUGUUGAUCUCUAACUCUCCCACAGUGCUGCAUGGCUGACUGUACGGACAAAGGCGUUGGUGUCAAACCCUGAGCCAUGCGCGCUGACAGAUGAACGUACUUAAUUUGUGAUGAAAACCACGGGGAGGAGGAGUGAACCUGCUACCAUGCAGGGCGACGUUCAAGCUCAUUGCGUUGCGUUUUUUAAAACUGCAUGGCAUGCAUGUGGGCACUUUUUUCCAAAUAUUAGAUAUUGAAUGUUCUAAUUAUUAUAGGCUGAUGCCUUGGAUGAGUAGAAGGUCCUGACUGAUGGGAGUGCCAGAGACAUGGGUGAAAAUCAGCAGUUACGUCAGAUGGACAAUGAAAUGGAUAUGGUGCCAUUACUUGGAUUAUGCAAGAUUUUGUGGCCCUGCCAGACACAUAUUCAAUGUUCUCUCAGGUUAUAAUGAACUGACUUACUCCACAAGUACUGAAUAAUAUGAUUUCUUCUCUACUGCUGAAUGUACAGAGGUUGCUAUGCGCAAACAACACGCAUUGGACGGGAUAGGUGAGACCGUUCCACAUAUUAAGUGGACUGACCUUUCUGCAACCAAAGAUUGCCAAAUGUCUGUGGGUCAAAAGGCCGAAUUAUCAGAGGAGAGGCUCUCAUUGAGGACAGAAUCUAAGAACAAAGAUGUGUUUCUUGUUUCGGCACAAGAGCAGACGGAAGUUGUAAAGGAUUACAGCAAGCUGAACUCUGUGAGCAGCGAGCAGAACUCACCAAAAUAUGAAUCCGAUUCAAACCAGACGAUUCGUCUUGAAAACCAGACUGUUAAAAAUAAAUGUCUUACUUUUGAUGAGAAUACAAGGAGUCUACCAACAAACAUGCAGCUGAUACCCAAGAUGGAGUCUGUUAAUGCUAGGACCGAAGUUUGUGAAGUCACAACCAAAGCUACAAACAUUACUAAGAUCUCAACCAGUGCUUUACUAGAGAUUAAAGUUCAACAACAAGCUAUUUUAAAUAAAAGUUUCCACAAUGAUAAACUAGCACCACCUGCUGUAGCCAACCACACAAGCAAUGAGUUGUGCACUAAUAAUAAAACACUUGUGGUUGAUGUGGCACAUGCAAGAGAGAGUAAACUUGGGAUGGACAUAAAUCCAAAUGAAAGAUUAGAAUAUUGUAAAGGCCACAUUGAAGAUUAUAAACCACAAAUUCAUUGUAAUGUGAGAGAGGAGAGAUUUGAUUUUGGAAGGAAUACUGCAAUGACAAGUCCAGGAGAUUCUUUGGGACAAAAUGAAGAGGAUGAGGUAUUAGAUUUAAGCCUCCCAAAAAAGAAAGACCGAAAUAAUGAGAGGCAGAGCGAAUGGGUUGCAGACCCUGAAUAUGAAGGUUCACUACAUAUGGAAGUUGAUGAAAUUGAGGAUGAGCCUCAACAUAUAGAAGUGGAGCAGGAGGACAGUAAUGACAUGUGCUGGAUUCCAUUAGUAAGUAACGCUCAUGCAUAUCUCCCACAGGAUUGGGAUGGACAUUUGUCCUCCCCUGCGCUUGAACACAUGCCAAAUCCAUCGUACCUCACCGUCAUAACCCCAGAUCCAAUGGAUACACUACUUAUAGAUGACCAGGGGAUUCCUUACACACUCACCCCAGAUGGACAGAAAGUCCCACAAAUUGAUAAUAUACAAGACGCUGAACAAACAGCUCUAAACCCAAGGCAAGCUGAAGACAAGCCCUCUUCCUUUGCUGAUGUAGAGGAUAUUGCUGACUCAACACUGCAGACACAACCCAAUUCACUGUGUCCAAAUAUGUCUCUUGGUCAUGUCUCAGUGAAAGCCUCACAAGUUGCCCCAAACCUUAAGUCAAUAUCUUCAGUAGCUCUUGAUAAACCCUCCAUCAUACCUGCUGUGUCUGACUUGGCAUCAGUUCCAAUUCAGAUUUUGGCUAAUACUACAGGGUCAAACACUCCCAUUCUUCUUCUUCCUCCAUCUCAGCUUCAGUCGCUUUCCUCAUCAGCCUCUAAGGCUAGCCCAGGGCUAAUUACCCUUUCCUUACCGAUUCCUCUUAGUCAGAACACUCAGUCCUCCCCCAUGUUCCUAGUUUUGUCACCUCCGGUGUCCUCUACUCCGAGUUCAUCCUCUCCUGGUCAAUUAUCUCAGAUUUCCCCCUCUUCCACUGUUUCCUCAGCUACUUGUCCACUUGAUUUGGGAUCUACAUUAAGUUCAUGUCCAUCACUUCUUAGCCUCGGCACGGUUUCAUCUGCCACAGCUACAGACAUCUCAGGAUUGAAUAACCCCUCUAAUGUUCCUGCUAGCCCUACCUCAUCAACUGCUUCCUCUAGCACUUCCACAGUGACCUCUACAAGUCCAACCAAGCAGUUCAGCUCCGAUGCCUACUCCGACACACCAGUGCCCACUUCCUUUCGGGAGGCUCUUCUCAGAUUGGCUGUGUCAGUGGAGAAGAAACAAGAAAACAAGCCUGAGGUUCAUUCGGUCACUAUUCCAUCCCAAUGUUCCGAAGCAACCAAGUCGGAUUCCUCUUCCACAGUACAUGGGAGUAAAAGCCACGAGACGGAGAUAAACUGUGAUGGUGACACUGAGUCUACCUCAGUAGACCAAGCAGACGCAUUAGAUACCAUCUCUUCCACAUCACCCCUUCCUCCCAUAUCACCCGUAAAUCCCACCAAUCACUCAAAGGACCAAGACCCACAAGCAUUAGGCCCACGUCGCAUUCUUUACUGUCAGUACUGUCCGCGGGUCUUCUACUAUCUUUCAGACCUUGAACGCCAUUCCAUCACACACUCCCAAAGCAAACCCCACGUGUGUCAUCUUUGUGGCAAGGCGUUCAAAAGAUCAAGCCAUCUUGAGCGACAUAAACACAUCCAUACAGGUCAGAGAAACUUUGUGUGCCAGCUUUGCCCGAGGCGUUUUCGUGAAUCAGGGGAGCUAAUGAGACACCAGAGAGUACACACCGGUGAGAAACCUUUUCAGUGCUUGAUAUGCCACAUGCGUUUUGCAGAGCGCAACACACUGCGACGUCACACAAAGCGCAAGCACCAAGGCCAGCAUCUGGAGGCGAUGGGCAUGAAGGUGAAGCCAGAAAGUGGAGAAAUUUCCCUCACUGGUGUACAAGGAGAGUCAGAAGAGAAUGCUGAGUGGUACAGUUCAACAGUUCCUGAAAUGGAGUCUGACAGUGACACCGGCGGAGAUUGAACUACAUGAGGGCAUGAAAAAACUGAUUUUCUUU
Messenger RNA from Pimephales promelas (fathead minnow), 3531 nucleotides. The record is from RefSeq and is a predicted model, not a curated record. NCBI's taxonomy places the organism in Eukaryota, Metazoa, Chordata, Actinopteri, Cypriniformes, Leuciscidae.